UCGAUUAUCUUAAUUAAUUCUCACCUAAAUCUUUUGUUCAGGCUAAGCAAUCCGACCACCACAGACCGCAGGAAUAGGGAGCCAGCGGAGAAGAUGAGUUACCAGAAAGCUCCCCAAGAACCCUACCCUCCUCCAGGAUAUCAGUCUCCGCCGCCGGGGUACCCAUCAGCUCCGCCGCCACCGCCGCCGUAUGAAGGGUACCCACCGCCGCCGCCUCCACCUUACGAAGGCUAUCCACCACCUGGGUAUCCUCACGGAUACGGUCCUCCGCCGCCGCCGCGUGAUCCGCCGUACGAGGGGUACCAAGGUUAUUUCAAUCAGGGGUACCCUCCGCCACCUCCUCCUCCUCCGCAGCAAUACGAGCACUAUCACUGCGAGCAUAACAAUUACCAAGAGCAAGAUGGUUGUAUGUCUUUCUUACGAGGCUGUUUGGCUGCGCUAUGCUGCUGCUGUUUGCUGGAGGAGUGCUGCUUCUUUUGAUGAUAUUGAAAAUGGAUAUUUGUUUCUGAAGCCACUUCCAUAAAUUUGAGCAUCUAAGUGUAUUCAUCGGUUAAGACUCGAGGGGGCUUUUGGAAUGAUUUAUAUUAUAUUCUUGUUUCGUGCAUUGUUCUACCCUAAGACAUGUGAAUUGCAAGCCGUAAAGACUACAGAUUUUAGGUGUGGUUUUAUGAAUCGCUCGACUGUUUAUUUA
Molecule: messenger RNA, 691 nt
Organism: Pyrus x bretschneideri (Chinese white pear)
Lineage: Eukaryota; Viridiplantae; Streptophyta; Magnoliopsida; Rosales; Rosaceae
Product: cysteine-rich and transmembrane domain-containing protein WIH2
Exons: 3
Coding region: 94-480 (128 amino acids)
Source: RefSeq, a predicted model, not a curated record